Molecule: messenger RNA, 7233 nt
Organism: Poecile atricapillus (Black-capped chickadee)
Lineage: Eukaryota; Metazoa; Chordata; Aves; Passeriformes; Paridae
Gene: DCPH1
Product: acidic residue methyltransferase 1
Exons: 13
Coding region: 2106-4211 (701 amino acids)
Biological process (GO): DNA damage response
Cellular component (GO): nucleus; cytoplasm
Molecular function (GO): phosphatase activity
Source: RefSeq, a predicted model, not a curated record
GUAAAAGAUUAAAAGCUGAGGUAAUCUUGAAUUCGAGCGACACUUGAGUGCCUUCGUCAUGUAUUGGAUACGCAGCUUUGACUGUUACCAUAAUGUUAGAUUGGCCCUUGGAAGUUUUGCUGCUACUUUGCUGGAUUGUGAUGGAAGCAUUAGCAGGAACUAGUUGACUGGGGCAAAUCAGGGAGUUUUCAUACGUACAUGGAAACCUACGUUCCACAUACAGAGGAUUUUCAAAAUAGCUGCAUGGGUUGAGUUUGGACUUUAAAGGACUCUGUGUCCAGUUUAAGUUCCUCAAACUGAAAAUGACCUAAUACAGCAGCAGCAGCAGCUUUCAUUUACACGGAUGUCUACUUUUUUCCCAAGCCUGAUUAGUUUCCCCAUACGUGUAUUGCAUUUUCACCACCUCCUUUGUCCAGGGGGGAAGUCCAGGGUUGUAAAACCAGGUUAUUUCCUCCAGAAGAUUGCUGACCCCACCACAUGUGCUUCUCACAGGGACAUCAUCACAUGACUUCUGGCUUUGAAAUUUUUUGUACACAUCCAUUCUCAUUUAGACACCUGCAGAAUAUCAGCUGGUACUGAUUUUUGAGUGUACUAGGUACUGGAAUUGGAGUUUCAUAACACUGAUCAAUUUUAGCAUAUUUUCUCAACACUGAGCAUUUUCAUGGAAAGGAAAGUUUGUAGUAAUUUUAAAAUUAUCUUUUCUUUCAAAAAUUAGUGUGGUUUUAUUAGGUACCUACAUUCAAGAGAUUUGAAUCAUUCUCAGGGCUGAGAACAUCCUUUCCAUGUACUUUAUCAAAUACAUCAUGAAGAAUUUGAUUAAUGAAAACGAUUCCUUGAAAUUAUUUAGAAUUAAAAAAUCCAAAAUUAACCCUUUCUGAAUUGUUUCCUGUCCCUGUUGAGGAAAAAGGAACAUGAAAUUUUUUGCAGAAUUAUACUUUUAAAUACUAGUGAACAAGAGUAAAACAUUUUAAACUGUGAGCAUUGUGUAAUAAGGUAGUUUUUUCUCAGUCAAAUGGCUUGAAGAGUGGGUAUUGCACCUGUUCUCUCAGAGUGUUACACGACAUUUUUACUUUUCUUCAUCCUUUUUUUUUUUUCCUCUUUUGUUGCAGUUCGUCAGAAUGAAGUGUAUUUUUUAAGGGCAAAUAACUUUAUAGAUGUGCGGUAAAAUACAGCUGUAUGAGGACUCUCUCCACAUCACCAAGGGUGCAGAAGCAGCUGAAGUGUAACUCCCGAACCAGCCGUGGCACUGCAGGACUAGGGAUGGGGAAGUGUGCUCGAGCACAUGCCCAGGGAAGUUAGCACAAAGUUUCCCAAUCACUUAAUCCUGCCUCUGCACUCCACUCCCGUAGUAGGACGGAUUAGGCUGUAGUCGAAUGCUGGACAAAUCCAGGAUGAUAUUUUUGUUCAGAUUUGCAGUGGAUAGUAAAACGUGCCAGAUUUCCUCUGGGUUUAUGCGAGACAGCCUGUAAAAAUUUAACCCGUCAAAAAUACUUAAUAGAUUGGGAUUGCAGAAUGAGGUUGUGCUGGAGCAGCAUGAUCCACGCCGGCAAAACCCUCUGCUUGGGGGCUUCUGUGUCCUCGGCAACAGCAGUGAAACGCUGUCAGGCACACAAGGACAAAAAAAAAUUAGUACUCCCCCUAGCUUCUGCAUUUGCUUCUCUGGAAAACGUGAUUAAGUCAGCAUUCCUGAGAACGGUGAAGUACUUUUCGACCUUUGAGUUCAGAAAUGGUGCGCGAUGGCACUGUCCCCACAGGCUGAUUAAAGCUCACAGGGUCUUCAGAGAAAAUGACGGGCAGCCCCCAUACACCCGCAGGUCUAACUUUCUUUUACUGUAUACAACCUUCGGUUCCUCUCUUCCCAUGCUUAUCCACUUCAGUUGGAUGAAAGGUGAGGAGGAAGAGGAGGAGGUGCUCUUUCACCUGGAGGCAGUUCAGCAGCCAUCAAGGAAGGCUGCUUUGGCGGGGGUGGUCCUUUGCUAGGCUUUGGGGGGAGAAGCCCGUCUGGGUAAUAGGAGCCGCUGCUCAAGUGCCACCUGCUCCGCUCGCCUCUUCUGACUGUGUUUUGAGGGAACACGUGAGCGAAUUUUCUCAGAAGCAAAGGAAGAAUGAAGUCAACAAAGGAAUCUCAUGAUCAUGUUCUUUUGGAUAUUCCUGUCUCUAGAGAGCAGAUGAAUCACUAUCGAGUUGCAGCUGAAACUGCUCAAAGUGAACUUGCAGCACUUUCAGUGAAGUAUGACUGUGCCCAGUCAGAGCUUCUUAAAUUCAGGUCGAGCAUCAUCUCUAAAGAAGCUUCUUUUCAAGAGCUGAAGGCUGAAGCUGAAAGUUAUAAGGAAAACAAUGCUAGACUGAUGUCUCGCCUCCUGUCUUUGCAAACAAGAAUCCAGGAGAUGGAGGAAGAGCUGUGUGUGCUUGCCGCUUGUAAAAACCAGGCUGAGCUGACAGCUCAGAUGGCAUAUAAGGAAAAUUUGGAGCUGAAGGAUGAGCUUCAUGAGAAAAGUACCGAACUUAAUAAAUAUUUGAAUGAGUGUGAGGAAGACAUGACUCAAGCUUCUAAAAUCAGCAAAAACUAUGAAGAGCUCCUUACACAUCUUUCUGGAUUCUUGGACAUAGACAUCAGAGAAAAAGAGAAACCACAGGAACAUUUAACAUCAAAGGUCUCUGAAAUAUGUAAAGAAAAUGUGACACUAAAAGACCAAGUUGCUGCUCUUCAAGAAGCUGUGAAUGUCCAUGAGAUGGAGUCUAAAGCUAACAGAGAAACUAUCAUGAGACUAGUUUCAGAAGUGGCCAAGGAGCAGAAAAAGGCAGCAGGAUACUACCAAGACAUGGAAAAACUUAGUAAGGAUCUUGACAGUGCUGUAAUAAAGGGACAGAGUUUAGAGUUGGAGAUCAGAAACCUCCAAGAGAAACUGACAGUUAACCAGAAAGCUUUGGACACCUCAAAGCAGGAACUGCACAAUCUGAAGAAAUCUUCCAGGGAGUUAGAUGCAAGCUUGAAGAGUAGCAGAGAACAGGCCAGGACUGCUCAGGACUCUUUAGAAGCUUUUAAAGAAGAAAUUGCUACCCUGCUCAGCUGUGGAUCUGAAAUAGUUAAACCUUCUGAGAAGACCAUUUUGGAGAGGAUCCAAGAAAUAAAUUGCAAAGAGGAGAAUAAAGAAAUAAUGGUAUCUCAGCUUGAAUCACAAUUAGCUAAAUUGACUAAAGCUUUGGAAAAUCAGACCAGAUUGUACCAUGAAGCCCUGGAGAGGAGCAGGAAAGCUGAAAAAUGUUCUGAGAAUUUCCACAAUCAAGUGAAGCACUUGGAAGAAGAAUUAUUAACUGGAGACCUGAUGCAAGAUGGUUUGAAGCUUGAGAAACAAAAAUAUCUUAAAUUUCUGGAGCAACUUAAUGAGAAGAUGAAGCUGGAUAGUCUAUCAGCAGAGGUUGGAUUUGAUAUGACUAUGGAUGUGAUUCUGGCCCGGGUAGAGCAGUUGGUGAAACUGGAAGGUGAUGCGGUGGUUGAGAACAAGACUGUGGCAUACAGCCUCCAACGGAAGUUGAAGGCUCAGAAAGAAAAACUUGAAAGCAGAGAGCUGCACGUGAACCUUCUGUGGCAGAAAAUAACCCAGCUGGAAGAAGAGAAGCAAGUAAGGGCUGCCUUAGCUGUGGAAAGGGAUGAGGCCAAUCUCACUGUCAGAAAGUUGCAUAAGAUGAUAGAGAGGCUACAGAAGCAGCUUGAUCUGGCAAGGGAAACAAAUACGGAUCUCAAAGCCAAGCUGUCUGAAACCAGUGAGCUUAAGAUCAAAACUCUGGAGCAGAACAAAACAAUAGAGGAACUCAGUAAGUCUCAAGGCAAAUUGGAAAGAAUGAAAGAAAAAGCUGAGAAACAACUCAGGUCUGCCAAAUCAGAACUUCUUUUAAAGGAGCGUAAAGCUACUGAAGAUAAAGAAAAAAACAAAAAUAUGUUAGAAGCAGUUACCAGUGAGGUGAAGGUGCUUAAAACAACCCUUGCAGAACUAGCACAAAGAGAGAGACAGCUGGCAGAUUUCCGAGAGGUGGUCUCGCGGAUGCUGGGCCUCGACACUGCCAGCCUGGCUCUUCCUGACUAUGAAAUCAUUACACGCCUUGAUGGGCUGAUUCACUCCCAUCAGCACCACUUCUUCCCCUGUGUCUGCCUCAAAAACGUGGCAAGGACCCCAGAGGAACAGCAAAGGAACAUCCAGCUUCUUCACUGAACGGAGACGGAACAAAGUGUAGAAAAUAGAAAUUUUCUAUUUGCUUCCUUGCCUGCUGGACCUCCACAGAAAACAUCUCUGUUUCUGUUCCCUACUCUAGAGACAACAACUAGGGCUGAUUUUUAGAAGUUCAACAGAGAGACUGAUAGGAAUGGGUAGAGUAAAUCCAGCAGCCUGGAGAUGGCAAACAGAAAAUCCCUGGGCAGCUUAAUACUUCAAUUAUGAAAAUGAUGGGAAACACAUCAAUGAUGCCCUCGAGUUUCAGUGCAGAGGCAUUGAAGUCAUGGGUCACCAAGGUCAGUUCACAGUUUUGAGAAGUUACUGGAUGUCUGCUUCAGUGGCAUUCCUUGUGUUUUACCUCUAGUUGAAGUAGGGCUCAAGUAGGGGCUGUCCUGCUGCUGUUCUUUUUGCCACCUGGGAACAUAUCUGCAUUUUUGCACUUAAGGGCUUUAGACAAUUGUCUGCAAGUUAGAGGAUUAUCUCAAUUUUGGAACAAGAGUUUUUUUUUCUUCUGUUGGUUUCUUUUGUCUGCUUGUAUGGCAAAACAAAAAAUUACAUUUUUGCAGCAAAGGCUCUCUCACAGGGUCCCAUCACAUGCCUCAUAUAGAUAUAUUUGGUAAAAUUGAGUGUUGGCCUUGGUCAUGAUAUCUUGAAAAUUUUGCUUCCAGCUGCUGUAUUCCUUGGGCAAUUAAUCCACAGUGGCAAUUCUUCUGAGUUAAUGAAAAACUAUUUUAGAAUUCUUGUUCACUACAGAAAAUAGUUGAACUACUUAAGUGUUUAUUUUCAGAGAAGUGAUGAUGAUGAGGUGUACAAAACUACCUCUUAGUCAUAAAAACUGUUUUCUGAGUGUUGUUAAACUUAAUGAUUUUUUAAAAAGAAAUAUGGACAAUAAAUCUGUUUUAAUAGCACAUUCAAACUUCAUUAUGUGGUUUUAGUUUUCUCUUCCCAUUAUAAGUUUUGUAUGGUUGUGUAGAACAGUAAAGACAACUUACAUAAUUGUGUCUGACCAUUUGUGGGCUUUCUACAGUAUCUCAGCAAACGAUGACCCACCCAGUAAAACUGAACACACUAUUUUAAGAAGAAUUACACUUUUUCAAGUAAGAGUGGUAAUUUCGAUAUCUGGCUGGGGACUCAAAACAUGUUUUUAUUUCAUUUGCUUCUGAAGAAUUGUUUCUCAGUGACUUGCUGUAAAAUAAAAAAAUAAACAAUUAAGCUUUUUUGCACUCAAGCAUUUUACAAAUGACUGUAAAAUCAGUCACUUGAGAAGACAGAAAUAUUUCUUGCAUAAAUUCUUACACUCCUCUGGCUAACUGGAUUAAAAUCAACUUAAUUUUUUGUUUUAUAAUGUAACAUUGUUUUGGGGAGGAUGAUUUCAAACUGAAAGAGAGCUGGUUGAGAUUAGAUAUCGAUAGAAAAAAAAUUCUUUCUUGUGUGGGUAGUGAGGCACAGGUUGCACAGAGAAGUUGUGGAUGCUCCAUCCCUGGAAGUGUUCAAGGCUGGAUGAAAUGUAAUUUUUAGGCAUGAUAUGUUGAUUGGGGAUUUAGAGGGUAGAGAAGGAUGCAAUAAUUUUCAAUAAUUUUCUAAUUCUUUGUGAGAUAAUACAAGUAGUUUCACUUUGUAUUUUGUUUGUUCUAUAGACACUUUGAUUUAUUACUAAAGAACAAAACCCAUCUUCUUCAUCCACAUUUUAUAAAUAUAAUAUGAAACAUGAUUUACCACAUUUUUAAAGUUAAGUAAAUUGCAUUACAAAUUUAGGUCCACUCAACCCAGACAAUGCAUUCAUAACAUUAAAAAGUAGUCUCUGAGAGUGGCAAUUAUAAAGUAAGUUUGCAUUGUGAAAUGAUUUCCUGAUGUCUGCCAGAAGACUUGAAGUCUCCUGUCAGGCUCAUUAGCCCUGUCCCCUGCCACCCUGUGAUCAGCCCUGGCACCAGCAGUGAAGUUCCAGCCCCACAGAAGCCACCAGCAUGGUUUUCUAAAUUAUUUAAAAGGAGGCAGAUUUUCACAUGAAGUUCACAGCAAUGCUUGAUUAGUGGCUUGCAUAUUAAGCCAGAAGAAAGAAUAAAAGUUUUCUAAUGCCUUUUUUUUUUUCUUUUUUUAGCACAGUAGAUCUGCUGUAGUACAUUUUCUGAAGUACUAAUAAUCACCGUGUUCACAAAGGAUUAUGACGAUUAUGACCUGAGAACUAAUACUCCCUGUAUUUGCUUUACUUUUGAAAGAGUACUGCCAUAUUUUUCCAUUUAGCCAAAGCAAAUAAAUAAAUAAGAAGCAAUUUGUUUUGAACAAAGUUCAGGUGAUUUUUAUACAAUUUAACUAAGCUUAUAUAAUUUAAGUAAGCCCUGAAAAAACUGAUUCUCAAUUUUUUUUAAGGCUUGUUUCAUACAGCAUUGAAAUAAAUCUUUCUUCUGGGAGAAAAAGUUGAAGAGGCUUAUGAAUGCUUUCAACAUUUGUUUCAAAUGUUUUCUUUUUUAAACCAAGAUGUGUUCAACACAAGACAGGCAUUGCAAGUGUAUAUCCAGGUUGUGUCAGCAGACACCCUUCUUCCCCUGUGUUAUUUUCACUAGGUUUGUCUAUAUUAAUAAAAGGUGUGCAAUUAAGAGUUUGCUAUCUGUUCAUAAUAACUCUUUUAUUGUGGUAAAUGAUUCUUGAUCAGAAUACAUACUAAAAUAAUGUAAAUAAUGUAAAGAAGUGCUGUGUGUUAACUCACAGAACAGUACAGCUACAGAACUCCUUUUUUUCUCUCCAAAUAACAGCUGAACCAGCUCCACUGAAGGUAACUUUGCUAAAUGGUAAGGUAAAACUCAACAAAUUAAAAUGUUGCAAUUGUAGAUAUUAAAGUGAAAUCACAUACAUGUUAUAAACACUGUAGUGAUAAAACCACAAAGAGAUAGAAAAAUGAGUGUUAGUGUUAAGAGUUUAUUGAAGUACGUGGAAUGGAAUUUUUGCCUGUGAAUCGUAUUAUUGAUAAUACACUAUUUGCAACACAGCAGAACCAAGCAUCAGAAUAUUAAUGUAGUAGAACCAG